Messenger RNA from Diospyros lotus (date-plum), 869 nucleotides. RefSeq names its product ubiquitin-conjugating enzyme E2 28-like. The coding region runs from base 175 to 621 and encodes 148 amino acids. Gene Ontology annotation, cellular component: nucleus. Gene Ontology annotation, molecular function: ubiquitin conjugating enzyme activity. NCBI's taxonomy places the organism in Eukaryota, Viridiplantae, Streptophyta, Magnoliopsida, Ericales, Ebenaceae. The transcript has 5 exons. Gene Ontology annotation, biological process: protein polyubiquitination. The record is from RefSeq and is a predicted model, not a curated record.
CUAUAAAAGCGAAAAGAAAACAAAGCCGAAUUGUAAACGCUUCAGUUGCCCGAGGCGGCCUUUGAAGAAUCCGCUGAAGCAGCGGCGGCAGCAGCAGCAAACCCUAGAGAGAGAGCCCCGUCGCUCGUUUGGUGAAAAGCCUGAACUGGUGUUAUCAACUAUAGAGAAUUAGUUAUGGCUUCCAAGAGGAUCCAAAAGGAGUUGAAGGACCUGCAGAAGGACCCCCCUGCCUCUUGCAGCGCUGGUCCUGUUGGCGAGGACAUGUUCCAUUGGCAAGCAACAAUUAUGGGCCCAGCAGACAGCCCAUUUUCAGGUGGUGUGUUUCUUGUUACUAUUCACUUCCCUCCGGAUUAUCCAUUCAAGCCACCAAAGGUUUCCUUCAAAACCAAAGUGUUCCACCCCAACAUAAACAGCAAUGGUAGCAUUUGCCUUGACAUUCUCAAAGAACAAUGGAGCCCAGCCCUCACAAUAUCCAAGGUGCUGCUGUCCAUCUGCUCACUGCUCACAGAUCCAAACCCUGAUGAUCCUCUGGUGCCAGAGAUAGCCCAUAUGUACAAGACAGACAGGGCCAAGUAUGAGAUGACUGCACGGUCCUGGACUCAGAAGUAUGCCAUGGGUUAAAACAUGUUGAAUUUACCGUCUAGGAAUGCGGCAUGGUCCUUCCUAUUAGUAAAUAAAUAGAUAAGUGACGAAUCAUCCUGGGGUACUUGGUCAGUUCUAUUAUGUGUCCUUGGAGUUAAGGAUUUAGCAUGCCAUCCUUAUUAACUCGGCUAUAUUUUCAGUAUUGUUAAUAUUGCGAUUGGGCUUUACAACUCGUGUUUUGCCAUAUAAGAUAUAGAUGAAUGACGCCAUAGAUUUUCCAUCCUGAA